AUGGCUGCCCAAUAUGGUGUAAUCAUUGACAUACAGAAGAAUACUGAUUAUGGAUAUGCUACCAAGACGUAUGGUCAUAAUGGCCAACAGGUUAGGCUAGACAAGUCUGAGGAUCCUCUUGGCUUCAUAAAACUCACACAUACUUCAGCUAAUGGAAGACCUGGAAUUCCUUUUACUGUUAAUAAGAUUCAAUAUGGGUCUUCUGAUACUAAGGACCAUACAGCAAAACUAGGAAUAUACUAUGGUGAAAACAUUAAACAUCUAGCAGUGUGGUACUGGUUCGAAGACGGUGGUAUGAAUAAACCUCUUUUGGUAGAGGUAGAGAAGGAAGGUGGGACGUUUGUUUAUAGCUCUAACAAGGGAGAUGAGAGUACUAUUGAAUGGAGUCCAUUUAAUAAUAAUUCUCAACCACUUUCCGGUGAGCCCCUUGAGCAGGAACUAGACGACCUUAAUUGCCAACUUAAUGAAGCAGUUACCAUGGAUCUUACCAAAAAAUCAUCUAAGAAACAUGCCAGUAGUAGAAAUAAUACAUAUUGUUGCGGUUACCAUGAAAAGAAUGAAGGUGGUAAAAUCUCCGUUACUGAGGAUAAAGUUUUCUGUGCACAAAAGGGUCAUAACUCAAGCUCUGCUUCAUACUACAAACACUUCAUUAAUAGUCCUGGUUUUAAACUAGCUGCUAUCAAGUACUACAAUUAUCGUAGCACUAAUACUCCAAGAAAGAGGAUAACUACUUCUAGGCUAAAUUUUCCCAUAAGUGUCUACGCAUUUUACUCUUCGAAGGAAAAACCAGCAUUAAUAUAUAUAGAUGACGGUAAACAAAACAAUAUCAAGGGAUGGUAUAGGAGCAAUAGACAUGGUGAUGAGCAAUCAUGGCUAAAAAGUAAUAAACAACUUAAGGGUAUAAAACCGAAUACUUUUAAGAAUCUCACUUGUCAACAAUGGACCACCCUUAGAGAAGUACUUAAGAAGCGUGGUGUAAACCUAUUGGCCUGUACUCAAGAUGUCAAUAAACAGCCAGACUCACAAAGACAAGCUGAAGUAGAUCCUCAGCAAGAACUAGGACAAACUGUAGACCAAGAAGAGGGGGAAGAAGAAGAUUCUGAGGAGGGUGAACUCCUUGAUGAGGGAGAUGAGGAUGAAGAUGCUGAAGAUGGACCUCCUGCUCUUAAUUCUAGUGAUAAAGCCAGUAGUAGAGAUUAUGCCAAGAUUGACGAGGUUAAAGUUCAAGUUAGAGAUACCCUUAGUGAUAUAGGUUCAAUCCUCUCAGAUGGGCUCUUAUAUGCGGUAUUAAAUCUCUUUUCUUAUGAUUAUUCUGGAUCUCAAGCUAAAGAAGGUCUUUAUGGAGCUCCUGGAGAAACUACUGGACCCGAUCCUGUUGGUGGAGAAUCUUCUGAACCUACUUCUGGAAGUGCUUUUACAUAUACCAGAACUCAACAACUUCAAGGAGGCCAUCCUGAUGAUGGAACUACUUCUCCUGUUAUUGGCAGUAGUCUUCUUACUGGCAGUUCCGCACUAGCUGGAUACUUCUUUGCUGGAACUGCAGGAUCCGGUGCAGCUGGUCUCGCGGGAUGGAAACUCUAUAAUAAGUUUAAAGGAGAUCCCUGGGUUCGGCAAAUAUGA
Molecule: messenger RNA, 1620 nt
Organism: Theileria equi strain WA
Lineage: Eukaryota; Apicomplexa; Aconoidasida; Piroplasmida; Theileriidae
Exons: 1
Coding region: 1-1620 (539 amino acids)
Source: RefSeq, a predicted model, not a curated record